Messenger RNA from Pecten maximus, 8114 nucleotides. RefSeq names its product Wilms tumor protein 1-interacting protein homolog. The transcript has 8 exons. Gene Ontology annotation, cellular component: adherens junction; P-body; transcription regulator complex. Gene Ontology annotation, biological process: response to hypoxia; regulation of DNA-templated transcription; negative regulation of hippo signaling. NCBI's taxonomy places the organism in Eukaryota, Metazoa, Mollusca, Bivalvia, Pectinida, Pectinidae. Gene Ontology annotation, molecular function: transcription corepressor activity. The record is from RefSeq and is a predicted model, not a curated record.
AACCGCCAUUGUACGGCGGUAAGAGGUUGUGUUAUGGUUCGGAGAUAGUGUUAUUCGGUUCAUUUGUGAUUCGAUUGGAUCUACGUGAAAAUAUACCAAUGUAUAGAUUUAUGGUGAAAUGGAGAACUUUUCUCACCAGCUUGAAAAUGGUGUUACCGGGUCAAACGCGGAUUUAACAUACUUGAGAGGGGUGAUCGCGAACCGGGCUUCGUCUGCCGUCGCUGACGAUCUCAAAACUAAACAAAGUAUUUGUAUGGAUCGCAGACAGGUCAUAAACAACCAGGGCCAGCUUCACGUGUCAGAAAACAAGACUGUCAUUCGAUCUGGAUUUCAGAGUCAAGGGUUCCAGGGAUUAGAAAAUACACAAAAGUUACCUAGGUCAUUAGAAGGGUUAAUACACAACGGCGGAAUGAAAGUGAAUCCUCAAAGUCAGUUACCCACUACCGUUAUAGGUAACGGAAUGGUGGAGACCGAGCGGAGUAUUGUGAUCGGGGGUACGUCAUACCCGGCACCUUCCAAGGAACAGCUUCUUCAUAACGCAAUGCAUCACAUUUCAGGAUCUAGUCACUACGUGUUGAGGCAGCAGGGAUCUAAUUAUUCCAGUCCGAGGUCAAGUAUGGGUAGUGGUGGUGAUUCCAAAAAUUCAAGUCCUAGAACUAGUCUGAUCAAUCCCCCGCCCCCUCCCCCCUAUGAACAGAGGUUCAUGAGUGGCAGUCCACGUUCGAGUCUAGCAAGUCCGAGGUCAAGUUUAAGUACAACUUCAUUGGAAUCCAAACCUUCAAGUCCACGGACUAGCCUUGCAGGAAUGUCCGGAGUGCUGUAUGAUAAAUUUCCAAGUCCAAGAACUAGUUUAGCAAUAUCACAGGAAAGUCUACAAAAUUUACAAUUGGGAAUGCAUCACAUGUCAAUGCCUAGAAGUAAUAUACAACUACUUAAUGACAGUCGUUUUAAUGAAGGGGCACCCCCUGCUUAUAUCUAUACUGACCCUCGUGCUAGAACGUUGUCUUCUCAUAACCACACUAGUGUUAACAUUACGCACUCUCAGACAAACAAUGUCAACAGCAAUAACAAUGUGACUAAUAUAAAUCUACUUAAUAAUCAAAUGAAUCGGGUUGGGAGCUCUGAUAAAAGCUCCCCGUCACACUCGGUCCCUCCAGCUUUACCUGCCAGAAAGCCAAUAAACCAACAAACACAGCCUAAGCAUUUAGACUUUGAGAAAACUUUGACUGCUCUUACUCAGCAGUUGGAGGAAAAUAUACGUGUGUCAGCUUCCAGGAAAAACUCUUUGGAUUCUCAGUCUUCAAUUCCCAAGGAGCCCCCUCCGCCAUAUCAUGGUCCCCACAAUACCGAACUACCUGUGCUACCCCCAAGAAAUCCCCGUUAUACUAGUCCCAAGCCCUCGCCCCAGCCCCAGGUGUUUGGUCAACCAUCAUCUUUGGGGUCCCUACCCACAUCCCCAGCCCACAUGGUGCGGACACCACCCUCAGCUGCAGUCAAGCCACAGGCACAGCUGCAGUACCAGGUACCCCAGUCACCACGGGGGUUGACCGAAGCCGAAAAGAAAGUGGCAGCAUUGACACAGCAGUUAGAAGAUGAGAUGGAGAAAACCCCGCAGGGGGAAUACUUUGGACAGUGCUUUGCAUGUGGAGAUCGUGUGGCAGGAUCCAGUGAAGCAUGUCAGGCUAUGGGCAACCUGUAUCAUACCAAAUGCUUCGUUUGCUGUUCCUGUGGUAAGUGAAUUAAAGGAAAGGCAUUCUACAACGUCCACGGGAAGGUUUACUGUGAAGAGGACUACUUGUACUCUGGGUUCCAGCAGACAGCAGAGAAAUGUUGUGUUUGUGGUCACCUCAUCAUGGAGAUGAUCCUUCAGGCGAUGGGGAAAUCAUACCACCCUGGCUGUUUCCGAUGCUGCGUUUGUAAUGACUGUCUAGAUGGUGUUCCCUUUACAAUAGAUGUAGACAACAAAAUCUACUGUAUUACCGACUACCACAGAGUGUAUGCACCCAAAUGUGCAGCGUGUGGCCAGGCCAUUACACCCGUGGAGGGUACAGAGGAGACUGUCCGUGUUGUAUCUAUGGACAAGGAUUUCCAUGUCGACUGUUACCAUUGUGAGGACUGUGGUAUCCAGCUGACUGAUGAACCAGACAAGCGGUGCUACCCACUAGAGGAUCACUUGUUCUGUCACAUGUGUCACAUUCAGAGACUUUCCCAGCAGUACCCUGAUGAGACCUUCUACAUAGAUCCCUACACACACAACAUACAGAAUAAACUGUAUCGUGACGCCAGUGGAAAACAACGUGACAGCAUUGCCAUUAUGCCUGCAUCUCUAGAAUCAUACCCCCAUCCACCGGGGCCCCAGUCAGAUUCUGCAUUCUCACAGGAGCAAGAACCACAAUUAGCUCCCAGGGACUUAUACGGACCAGGCCAGUCUCCAACUGUGUCUGGGUGUAACAGUGGCCCCUCGACCCCCACCCACAAACCUACACAGAAUGGUGUGGUAGGGUACAUAGACUAUGGGAAUAAUCAAUACCGAGGCUCUAGUCCCUUCCCACAACAACCAGCCCCACAGGUUCCCCCAGCCAAGCAUGCUGCAACACGUUACCAGAUCACUGACUUGUAGCUCUUCAUUCAUCCCAAAGUCAUCAUAUAUUUUCACGAGUUUUGUCAUAAUUAUCUCAUUAAUCAUUUACGUUGAUAUUUUAACUGCAGUUAUUGCCACACAGAGGUUUUUCAUCAACAGUACGAAGCUAUACAUCACUUAGACAUAGUUGCCAACCUUUUAAAAUUUCCAGGGGGAAAAGGGGUGGGGGAUUGUUCAUGUUCCAAAUUUUGAGUCCAUUUAAGACCUAUAAUUGACAAUUAUUAAUGACUACAUUUUUAAGGUGAUCCUUCUGUUGGACGUCAUCAAUUUUAAAUAAACUUUUGUGUAAAUUUAAGGUAAAUUUUGGACUCUUCCUGCUAACAAGUAGGGUUGGCGGUCUUGUGCUUAAUCACUUAGUACCUCGGGACUUCCAGUGGGUGUACUUAGAAGUCACUGUAUCAUGUACAGGUUCAUUAAAUACAUUUUUCCGGUUUUCAUGAUUUGGUCAGGCACAUGUUCAACACUAUGAAUUAGAGAAUAAGGUACUUAUUUAUCCCUAGGUUUUUCCAGAAAGCCAAUAUAACUUACCCAUAAAAUUAAAGGAAACUACUAUAUAUUAUAUCACUGUACAAUCCUGAUAGUGCUAACUAGAUUAUUUAAAUGUUUGAUAUGAUUGACUCUGUGUAGUUUACUUGUAGCGACCAUGAAGGCAGCUUUGAUGAUGAUUUAUAGCUUUUUUAAACUAUAGAAUUGCUUGCUUAUAGGCAUUCAAGAUGUUAACAGCAUUUCUUUUUCUAUAAUUUCUGCUUUAUAAAGUAAUUUUGAAGCUUUAUGUUUCCCCCAAGAAUAUCAAUCACCUUUCAGACAUAUUAAGCUUUGUAUGUUGUAAUCACUUACAACAAAAAUGUCUCUGUUUGAUUAUUGAUGCAUUAAACUUGAGAUCAUUCUGAAUCGUGAAAUAUCAUAAACACUUUUCAUUAUUGUUACCCAAAGGUAAGCGAGAGUACAGUAUUACAGAUUGUUUUGCUUGUGUAUUUUAAGGACACUUUAUGAGACAGUUUCCUGUUUUCCAAUAUUAAUUUUUUGAUCAUUUGACAGGGUAAGUCAGUUGACAGUUUAUAUACACCGAUAGUUAUUUUAGUAUUUUGUGUCACAUGGUUUUAAAAAUACAAGACAAUAGAAAUGUUAAGCAACCUUACAUGUGCGUGUGUAUGCAGGCUACAUGUACACGUUGAUGUUAUCUGGAACGCUUUUUCAUGUUGUACAUAUAAGUGUACAUUUAUGAAGGGAUGUUUUAAGCUUCUAUUUUGAUCACUUGAUUUCUAAAUAUUUUGUAAGUAAAGCAAGAAAGACAGGUGCUCAAAAACAUAAUCUACAAAAAAUUUCAUUGGGAAAAUCUGUCAUUCAGACACAAUUGUCUAUGCGUUUGGACUUAAUUGUAAUCCCUGCGCUACAAGUUGUUGCUACAUAAAGCAGUUGAAAAAUCACAUAAAUCGAUGGCACCAUGCACACAUAGUUCUAGGAAAUCCCUUUCUACACGUAGGGUAGCUUAACAUCUAUUUUUCUGCACUAAGUGUAUUCAGUUAAGUUUGAAAGCUUUGGAAUUCUGGAUUAUCAUUACAUUACAUUGCCAGUAAGUUAUGGUCUGUGCUAGGGAGCACUUGUUGAACACCUAUUUCAGAACUAGUAUGCUGGCCAGUUAAAGCUGGACAGUAAAUGUAUUAUAAAUUUUCUUUAAAAUCUGCAUUUUAAAGAUAUCAUAGUAUACUAUUAUGUACUUUAAAGCUACUUUUAAACAGAAUGAUUGGUUAUGGUUUUUGCAUAAUAGUUCAGUCAUUAAUAUAUUUUACAUCCAAACAGCUGUAUGUUAAAUUGUUGAUUAAAAUAAUAUAUUCUGCAAUAUUAAUACACAUUAACCUGAUAAAAAUCUAUACAUUACAUAAAAAAUAGAUCUGAAGAAAUAAUAAAGUGUAGACUGUUACAGGUAUCGCUGUGAUUCUAGUAGACUGGAAUCAUCAUAACAGUACCAUUAAAAUGAUUAAGUUUCAAUAUCUGUAAUCUCUUAAAACUUGUAGAUAUGGAAAUAAAAUAUUCUUAACUGUGAGAGCAAAGGGCUGAUGGUGAGUCUAUUUUAGCUGAAAUUUUUCACAUAUUGUAAAUUUAGCUGAAAUUUUUCACAUAUUGUAAAUUAAGGGAAAACUUAGUAUAAGCUAGCAUGUGUUAACAUAUCCUGAUUCUGUGGCAAAGUGCAGUAAUAAACAUUUUUAUGUAUCUUUUUUUAAUUUGUAAAUGAUUGCUUGUUUCAAUAUCUGUCAAAUAUUUUGUUAAAAGUUGAUGAUUUGUAUGUUUGGCCUGUAAUAUGUUUUGUAGUAGAGGAUUUUCUGUUCUAUAUAAAGUAGUUUUGUUUGUUGUUAUUCAAUUUGAAUCUGUCUCUAUCUUGUUGUUAACAAGUUAUUUGUUAUGUUUUGUACUGCAACCUUGCUAGCUCACCCCUCCCCAACCAUGUUCCUUCCAGUAUCACUACCCGUCAUAGCCAUUUUCUCCCUCAACUGGUCGCUGUCCACUCAUGGUUGAACAUCUAUAAAUCCUGGCCAGGACCUCGGUAUCCCUCGACUCACUUGUACCUACUUUUUCCUUUGGGUAAGGAAGUAAGGAGAAUUACUGGUUACUUUUUACAUCAGUAUAAGAAGUUGUUCCAGCUGAAUACACAUACUGUAAGUCAAACCCUGCCAUUUAUUAUAAGUUAAUGAUCACAUGUACAUGAACUGAGUGAAAUUGAAGGAGAUUUUAGUUCCUUGUAAACAUGUCUCUCCUAUGAUAAGGCUCCAAUAUUAGUUAAAAUUGCGUUUACAGUCUCAUGAAAAGUUGUAUGCUGCCAUUGUUCAUUACACAGAUCUAGGCUACCAUUGGUAUUUACAGAUGUAUGAACCUUCACACUAGCAGUUUAACAUGCUCCUCCCUUGACAUUCAAGGGGCCGAGUGGUUAAGGUGUCCCGACACUUUAUCACUAGCCCUCCACCUCUGGGCUGUGAAUUCGAAACCUACGUGGGGCAGUUGCCAGGUACUGACUGUAGGCCGGUGGUUUUUCUCCAUGCACUCCGGCUUUCCUCCUCCACCAAACCUGGCCCGACCUUAAAUGACCCUGACUGUUAAUAGGACGUUGAACAAAAACAAAACAAACAAAACAAACCCUUGACAUUCAUUAAUACCCAUGAACACCCCCAUACAUUUGCCAAUCAAGUUUAUAUAGAUCCAUGAACCCAUAUGUUCUUCCAUCGAUAAAGAUAUCAAUAAACACUCAUACAUUGCUAUUGAUAUUUACAGACCAAUGAAUCCUCAUGCACUUGUCAGUGACAUAUUAUAUAUGCUUUCCCUUGAACUUAACUUCACUGCCAUUUCAAUUUAUGGACACAUGAACCCUACUACUCUGCCAUUAAUGAGAUGCAUUAGAGAAUCACAGUAUAUUUGCAUAUUUGUAACGUUAUCAUAUACAAAACUACAUAAAUUAAUUUACCCCUGAAACUGCUGUUGCAAAACAGUUUAUGUAACUUGGUCUACUACAUAUUAUAUCGUGGCAUAUGUCUUUAUCUCUCAAUUUACCUGGCAGAACUUGUUUGGAAUAAGUGCAGUGUGUCGAGUCUUUACUUACUAAAAGCAAUCAAUGUUGAUGAUUUAUUCAUAAGAUUUUUUUUAUUGAAAGCAAUAUAUUACAGGUGAUGUCAUCAGGCUUUUUAUACCUUGGUGUAAACCUUUACAUUGCAGCCUUUUUAAUCUGUACUUCUAUACUCCAGACUGAUUUCUGGGCAAUUGUUUCUGGAAUAUCUUCCUGUUGUAGGCAAUUACUGAAUGUUUCCUAUGUGUUUCUAAGUAACCGAUAUUAUUGUGGAAAUGAGGUCCCAUUUGUCCUGCUUUUGUAUCGUUCAGUGUUCUGUAGGGAUGCAGGGUGAUUGCCCCACUGUCAGUAUUAGUACCAUUAAUUAGGGACGCCAUCAGAGCUGUGGAGAUCUGUUUGUUAUAGGUUUUUGAAUGACGUGUUCUAAUGAACAUGUUUAAUUAUUGGUUAAUUGCUUUGUUUAUAUAAUAAGUGCUUGUUGUUGUACUAUGUGUGACCUGAGAGGUACGGUUUAAUGCCGUCAUACAGACUGAGCGCGAGGCCGGUAUGACUGUUAACAUUGUUCCCUUAGAGAUAUUACGUAUGUAGAAAGAUUGUUCAGUGGGAAGUUUUUAUUUAUAUAACUGUAUAUUGAGAAUGAAAAUAUUGAUGUGAAGAGAAUGAUCAGUUUUAGGCAUGUUUUUCAUUGUUGUACAUUUUCAAUUAUAAAGACGUUUAUACAAAACAGAAAAAAAAGAACAUAAGAUGGAUCUGAAUUUGGUGAACGUCUGUGGUGUUACAUUGAGUAUUGGUCCCGUAGUCUGAGCUUGGUCCAUUGACUUCAAGCUCUAACACAGUGGUGUCCUGUAACUCGUCUCUUUAAAGUCCGACAGAAUACACAUCACCACUGUACACUUGAUACUGUAGGCUUCAGUGAUGAUCUGUUUUAAAACAGAUUGCCAUGGAAACAAUACCAACAUUUCCAUAUGUAUGAUUCUGGACCCUAAUAUUCCUUUUUAGUUGUAAAGUUUCUUGGCCGAGAUGUUGUUUGUAUUGUACGUUAUUGAGCUGGGUAUAGGACUACUGAGAUGGGUUAGGACUGUAGGUAGGACACAAGUAGUGUUGGUCUCCACAUGUGGUGCUAUCUAUAGAGACCUAUACUACAGCUGUCUUAGGACACCAAAUUGUGAUUACCAUGGAAACAAAUAAUACAAUUGUCAUAUCUCUCAAAAUAAUGAGAAAUUAUAAUAUGGUUGUGCUGGUUUUGUUGCAUGUUAAAUUUGCUGAUUCUUGUUACAUAUUUUGUUUUUGAGGCUGAACGUAAACAUGUUUCUUUAUUUUGUCAGUUAUUUUUUAAAUGUGAAAAUAAGUAUUUUGACUGCCUCCCAAACAUUCCUGUACUUUUACCUUUUCCACUUAGACUUACUAAAGUUCAUUAAAUAAUUUUCUAAAUGGAACUCUAAUUGAUAAAGACUAAAGGUUCAAAGUGUUCAGUCAUGAAUUGAAUAUAUUCCUUAUGUGUUCAGAAAUAGACUUCUUCUUGACAUAUUUUUCAUUGUUUGUGCAGGUUGCAUUCAAAGAUACCACUUGUGGAUCAUUUAAAGUUGAAAUCUUUAAACGACAAAUUCUGAAUCAUUCAUCAGUAUUUGGCCAAAUUUCCAUCACGAAUAUGAAAUCAUGCUGCUGAAUUUGCACAGUAAGAUCUUAUGAAAUUACUGAAAUAGGAGACAAAAGUAAACAUGGUCACAGCUAGUGUCUUUGAAUGCCUGCCACAUGUUGAUUUCUGUGUUUAACGUGCCUAGUGAGUUUGUACAGACGUGUUUGUUACAGCAAGCCUGAUAUGUGGGCUGCUUCAUUUAGCUUUAUUUAUAAAAUAUGGAUUCACCAAUAUGAAGGGUAGAUAUUUUGCUGAAGAUGAAUAAAAAACAGAAAAUAUUUAAA